Molecule: messenger RNA, 1362 nt
Organism: Verticillium dahliae VdLs.17
Lineage: Eukaryota; Fungi; Ascomycota; Sordariomycetes; Glomerellales; Plectosphaerellaceae
Exons: 3
Coding region: 1-1362 (453 amino acids)
Source: RefSeq, a predicted model, not a curated record
AUGUACAUUGACAUGAUGGUGUUGCGUGACGAGUUCGAGGUUGAGUUUCUUUCAACGCUUCUCGAACCUCUUCCCAGCAUGAAGGAGUUCAUUCACUCUCUGCAAUACCGAUACUGCAUGAGCGAUACCUCGUUCACCGAGAUUGAUUAUCACAAGAGGCUACUCGACAUGUGCUUCAACUGUGAUCAGAUCAACCGGCUUCGCAUCAAUCUUCCCUGCCAGCUUGUCGGUCAGCGCUGCAACACUGCCACCAUGAUCUUGGCCAACACAUUUUCCGCCUUUGCCGAACGGUUUAAGAACAUGGACCCUACCGGCCCAGAACCUGUUAGGCUGGAGACUCUCGUUGUCGAGAACAUUACGGAUCAGACCAUCUACAACCUGUGGAAGAACCCCAGCGAUGUUCGCAGCAUGAUACACGUGUUUUCUGGGCUCAGACACGCCAUGUUCACGAUCCGCCGUGUCGAGCUCGCAGACCCACGCAUCCUCACCGCUUGGGGGCGCUUUCUCUGGGAGAUGUUCCGCAUCGCCGAGUCACUCGACAGCCUCCGCCUCGUGGGCACCGACGACGACCGCCCGCCGCGCGGUCUCCUCAAACAGACCAAAGCUUGGGCUACCAGUAUAAUGGAGUGGCGGGCUCUCGCGCUGCCGGUGCCGCCCAGCUUCCACGCCCAUCCCUCCCUCACGAGCCUCGCGCUCGAGCGCCUCGACAUCUCUCCCAUGAACCUCCAGUCCGCCGCCUGGAACUUUGGGUCCACGCUUCGCAUCCUCAUCCUCAACGAGGUGUACCUCAAGGUCGAGCAGAGCACCACCCACAACCGGGACACGACCAAGUCCCUCUGGAUCGGGCCUGCCAAACCAGCGGCCCGAAGACGACCAACCUGUGGAUGGCCAUGCAGUUCCGCAUCCUCGCGCCAAAGCUCGAGCUCCGGCCUCGGCCGCAGCCUCGCCCAGCGUUUCGUAGAGGUGACCCUCGGCUACGCCCAGCCGCCAUCCCCGCCGCCCACCGUCCACCCCGUCGUCUUCCUCCCCGAGGACAGCAGUCACGACCACCUCGUCGCGAACCUCCGACCCCGCCCCGCCGGCGGCCUCGCCAUCGCCGACUACGACGCCAACGCCCACCACGCGGCCGUCGACGACCCAACCGGCCGCUGGCACCGCAGCCUCGACGGCCUGUACCCCACCUCCAACGCCGGCACCCUCCACACGCUGCACGCCAUCGCCGACGCGGCGUUUCGCGGCAUGAACGAGAUUCAGCGCCACCGCGAUGAGGCGGCCCUGCGCGAUGGCGUCGCCGGAGAGCCGGCGCAGGAAGGCGGCUGGCUGGCGGCGAACCUGCUCAACAUGAAUUUUCUCGACGAGUGA